CGUCGAAUGUCCAGCGGAGCCGAUCUCGGUAGGAAGGGGUCUCUCUUCCUUUCCCUUCUUUUCUCAUUCAUCGGAGCUGGGCUCUCAAUCGCCGCAAUUCUCACACCCUCCUGGCAAAUCGUAAACCUUCGCGAGUAUGGAUCGAUCCACGAGCACGGUCUGUGGCUGGAUUGUACAAGGCAUAGCAGAGAUGGAAAUCAUAUUUUGCAGAGAUACGCCACAGUAACCGAGCCUCUACACUGCGUGUACAAAUUUGACUAUGACAAGUAUUCGGGAACAUUCGAGCUUGAGGACGACAACAGUCCAGUUGGAGAAGUCAAUAGGCACAAGUUCUAUGGCUGGCACACGUCUACCAUGAUCCUUCUCGGAUUCGCUCUCCUCACCACGGGUCUCUCGACAUUCAUCGGCGCCUGCGCAUGCUGUCACUCGUCUCUUGCCCUAUUCUUCACAAUAAUUACAUUGUUGACAACUCUCCUCUCCGCGAUUGCCGAAGGAAUCUUCUUCUUCUACUCCCACCGUGCCGACAAUCGAUUCAUCAAAGGAAUCGUGGGAACCUAUGAGCAGAGAGUUGGAACUGCAUUCUUCCUUCAAAUGGCUGCAGCUUUCUGCCACUUGAUCUCAUUCCUUAUCGCCAUGUUAUUCACAUACUUCUCAUUCGCAUCUUCAAAGGACUCGGAUGGUUUCAGCAUUCAGAGAUCCAGCAGGACGAAUGUCACUAAUAUUGGAAGAUCAAUCGAAUUCGACGCCCCACUCAUGUACCCUCCACAGACCCCAAUUUCUGGAUUCAGAGCCGCAAGUUAUAUGGAUGAUAAGCCAGUGAUUGCAGAGAGCAUGCCAGAGCUCGGCCACAGAGGCGCCUACCCCUCAAAUGACUUCCUCUCUUCGAGAAUCCGCAGGAAAAGUGAGACUUGUGUGUGAAUAAUAUGUUUUUUUUUUCGAAUUUUUGAAUUUCCGUGCCUUUACUUUCCAAUUUUUCUGAAUUCGCUAUCACCUUAUCACUUCCCACUGAAAGAAAUCUCAAAAUCACUCAAGAUGACAGCACUGCAUUUUAUCGAUUUUUUAAAAUAAUUUUAUGUGACUACUUUGUAAUGCUCAACUCGUGUAGUGCGUCUUUGUGAAAAAUAUAAAUAUUUGAAUAAAUUUCAAGUUUUCUG
Molecule: messenger RNA, 1154 nt
Organism: Caenorhabditis elegans
Lineage: Eukaryota; Metazoa; Nematoda; Chromadorea; Rhabditida; Rhabditidae
Gene: nsy-4
Product: Clc-like protein
Exons: 6
Coding region: 7-918 (303 amino acids)
Cellular component (GO): membrane
Source: RefSeq, marked reviewed